Chionomys nivalis (European snow vole) is the source of this 3771-nucleotide messenger RNA. RefSeq names its product MBL associated serine protease 1 (gene Masp1). Bases 175 to 2361 code for a protein of 728 amino acids. Gene Ontology annotation, cellular component: extracellular region; blood microparticle. The record is from RefSeq and is a predicted model, not a curated record. NCBI's taxonomy places the organism in Eukaryota, Metazoa, Chordata, Mammalia, Rodentia, Cricetidae. Gene Ontology annotation, biological process: complement activation; zymogen activation. Gene Ontology annotation, molecular function: serine-type endopeptidase activity; calcium ion binding. The transcript has 11 exons.
CUGUUGCAGGCAGGGGAAGGCGUGACCUGAAUGGAGAAUGCCAGCCAAUUCCAGAGACACACAGGGACCUCAGAACAAAGAUAAGGCAUCGCUAACAUCACACCGGGGACUGGGACCGGCUCACAGACAAGUCCAGCAGACGGGACCAAGGCCAGGAGCACACAAGGCAGGAAAAUGAGGUUGCUCCUUCUCUACCAUGGACUGUGCCUUGCCCUGUUGGAGGUUUCAGCCCAUACCGUGGAGCUAAAUGAAAUGUUUGGCCAGAUCCAGUCCCCUGGCUAUCCAGAUUCCUAUCCAAGUGACUCCGAAGUGACUUGGAAUAUUACUGUCCCCGAGGGGUUCCGGAUCAAGCUUUACUUUAUGCACUUCAACUUGGAAUCCUCCUAUCUUUGCGAAUAUGACUACGUGAAGGUAGAAACAGAAGAUCAGGUGCUGGCAACCUUCUGUGGCAGGGAGACCACUGACACGGAGCAGACCCCCGGCCAGGAGGUGGUUCUUUCCCCUGGCUCCUUCAUGUCCGUCACUUUCCGCUCAGAUUUCUCCAAUGAGGAGCGAUUCACCGGCUUUGAUGCCCACUACAUGGCUGUAGAUGUCGAUGAAUGCAAGGAGAGAGAAGAUGAAGAACUUUCCUGCGACCACUACUGUCACAACUAUAUCGGUGGCUACUACUGCUCCUGCCGCUUCGGCUACAUCCUCCACACAGACAACAGGACCUGCCGAGUGGAAUGCAGUGGCAAUCUCUUUACCCAGAGGACCGGUACCAUCACUAGUCCUGAUUACCCCAACCCUUACCCCAAGAGCUCUGAAUGUUCUUAUACCAUUGAUCUGGAGGAGGGCUUCAUGGUCAGUCUGCAGUUUGAGGACAUUUUUGACAUCGAGGACCAUCCUGAGGUGCCCUGUCCAUAUGACUACAUUAAGAUUAAAGCUGGUCCAAAAGUAUGGGGGCCCUUCUGUGGAGAGACAUCCCCAGAGCCAAUCAGCACCCAGAGUCACAGUGUUCAGAUCCUAUUCCGCAGCGACAACUCAGGAGAGAACAGAGGCUGGAGGCUCUCCUACAGAGCAGCAGGAAAUGAGUGCCCAAAGCUACAGCCUCCUCUUUUCGGGAAAAUCGAGCCCUCGCAAGCCGUGUACUCCUUCAAAGACCAAGCGCUCAUCAGCUGUGACAUGGGCUACAAAGUGCUGAAGGAUAGUGAGAUAAUGGAUACGUUCCAGAUUGAAUGUCUGAAAGACGGAACAUGGAGUAACAAGAUCCCCACCUGUAAAAUUGUAGACUGUGGAGUCCCAGCAGGGUUGAAACAUGGACUGGUGACCUUCUCCACAAGAAACAACCUCACGACGUACAAAUCUGAGAUAAGAUACUCCUGCCAGCAGCCCUAUUACAAGAUGCUUCACAAUGUCACUGGUGUCUAUACAUGUUCUGCACACGGGGCCUGGACAAACGAAGUACUCAAGAGAAGCCUCCCCACCUGCCUUCCAGUGUGUGGGCAACCCUCCCGCCCCCUGCCGAACCUGGUCAAGAGGAUUAUCGGCGGUCGGAACGCUGAACUCGGCCUCUUCCCGUGGCAGGCCCUGAUCGUGGUGGAAGACACAUCGAGGGUACCGAAUGACAAGUGGUUCGGGAGUGGGGCGCUGCUCUCUGAAUCUUGGAUACUCACAGCAGCCCACGUGCUACGCUCCCAGCGCAGAGACAACACGGUCAUCCCUGUCUCCAAGGAACAUGUCACCGUCUACUUGGGUCUUCACGAUGUGCGGGACAAAUCAGGAGCUGUCAAUAGCUCUGCUGCCCGAGUCAUACUCCAUCCAGACUUCAACAUCCAGAACUACAACCACGACAUAGCUCUGGUACAGUUGCAGGAACCUGUGCCCUUGGGAGCCCAUGUCAUGCCCAUCUGUCUGCCGAGACCUGAGCCCGAAGGUCCAGCCCCUCACAUGUUAGGACUGGUGGCUGGCUGGGGCAUCUCGAAUCCUAACGUGACUGUGGAUGAGAUCAUCAGCAGCGGCACGCGGACCCUGUCAGAUGUUCUCCAGUAUGUCAAAUUGCCCGUGGUGUCACACGCUGAAUGCAAAGCCAGCUAUGAGUCUCGGUCAGGCAACUACAGUGUCACAGAGAACAUGUUCUGUGCUGGCUACUACGAGGGUGGCAAGGAUACAUGCCUCGGUGAUAGCGGUGGGGCCUUCGUCAUCUUCGAUGAGCUGAGCCAGCACUGGGUAGCCCAAGGCUUGGUGUCCUGGGGAGGACCUGAAGAAUGCGGCAGCAAGCAAGUAUAUGGCGUCUACACAAAGGUCUCCAACUAUGUGGACUGGGUGUGGGAGGAGAUGAACUCCCUGACGGCCGCGGGAGAGCUCCAGGUGGAACGGUGAAUGCGUUUACUUCCCCAGGGCCUGCCUCCCCUGCUCCAGAUCAAGUAAGGUUACACUACACAAUGCCAACAGCAUACUCCAUGUUGCUUACCAGACCAAAUAAACUACCGCACACCGACCUAGCUGGUCACUCAUCCCCCUGAGACAGGCCCCUGAGACUGGGAUUAAUGGGGUGCAGGGAAAGCCUCUAGGCAAGAGAACUCAGCCCAAAGCUUCGAGCAGCCUCUUCCUCUCUCUUAGCCUCGCCUCUCCCGCAGUGCAGGGGAAGCUGUUCCAGAAGGCCUCAGUUCUAAGUGUCAAUCACUCCUAAUCCCUUGUCAGUCUUGCUUUCCACCUGGAUCUGAUUGUUAGGAAAGGAGUCCUUCAACUGGAGUCUAUAUCUAUGUGUUUGCCUAGCUAUGGUUUCUGGGCAGGCCCUAAGCCUAGUUCUUCAUGUAGGAAAGAACUGUUCUGGAUAGGGGGAGCAAGAGCAGAGUCCGAGCUAGCACUCAGAGAACAGGACCUUGGAGAACUUUUCUUCCUGGAGUUUCUCCAGAAAACUUCCCGCAGUGCAAGGCUUAUGCUUUGUGCUCUCAGAGUUUCAAACGCCUGAGAGUAUACUGCGAGGAUUGUACUGACUAAGGGCGGGGAAGAGAAACAGCUCUCCUGAGCCCCUUCAACACCUGCUGUCCACUCAGGAUGCAUUGGACGUGUGCGCCACUCAAAUACCAGCUGGCACCAUAAGGUGUCAACACCUGCCACUCCACACAAACACAAAGCCAUCUUCCAGCUCUGGAAUGUUGUGUCUAGAGAUUCCCUGUCCCCAGACACAUGUAUGGAGACCUGGCGACUGCUCGGAGAAAGAGAAGCCUGUGCCCCACUGUGCCCCAUUGCUUCUCAGCAGGAAAACAGAAGAAAAUAUGGACUCAAGACGUGAUAAAUCACUCCAAGGCUAUACUCAUCCCUGGAGCCUGAGCUCGUUGGAGAAUCUAUCAAGUAGUAUAGUCCAAUCCAUGCACUCCUUGGUAGUCCAGAAACUGAGGUCAGGGAAGCAAAAGCUCACUCAUUGGAAAGAGAUGGAGAACCCUGAGUCCUGGGUUCUGUCUCGAGCUUUGCCUUCAACUGCCCAUGUGACCCUUGACAUCGUUUUCUUCUCUGAGCCUCGUCCUCAGGAGGAUGAAGACAGAAGAUCCCUUUAGGGUCUGUCCAGCACUCUCAGUGACCACCUGCCUGAUUGCUAGCGGCAUCCAUGGCUCUCAGGGCGGAAUUCUCUCCUUUCCCCGAGUUCACCAUCCCAGGAACCUCCAUCAGACAAAGGCAACUGGGAAGGCCUGGAGAGGGAUGUGGAGAGAACUGGGAAAGGUCAAUCAAAACACACUCCUAUAUCUAUGAAUGGCACAUGUAAAGGAAACUAUAUUUUGUAUAUUUAAU